AUGGCAUUAUCGAUCGUUGAAAAGAAAAUGGAGAUGCUGCCUACAAUUUCAAGUGAACAUGAGGUGCAUCCGAUACACGAUCAACGAAUAAAAGCUCAGUAUGAACGUCAAAUUCAAGUGUGUGAGACAUUGAAGAAACAGUUGGAAGCAAUGAAUGCUACGUCGGGACUUUUUCCAAUGCAACAAUUCAUGGAGAUUCGAGAUUUUGCAAGUCGAGUCAACAAGAAAAAGGCUUAUCGGAAACGAGCGAAGUUGCUGCGACGACGUGCUGAUGCACGUAUUCGGCGAGCAAAAGAUUUGGAAAGUCGUGAUGUGGAAGCAAGGGGCAAAGAUGAAGUGGAACUAAAGAUUAUUGAGAAUGAUGAGUCUAUUGAAGAAAAGACAGUGUCUUCUCUUUCGGAAUGCGUUGCUCCUAAACAACAGACGGCGACUUGUUUAUUAACAAAUGAACGCAACUCGUCAAAGAAGUCUUUGGAUCCAGAAACCUUGACGAUUGACGCGUUCAUUACUGUUCGACGAGCUUGGGACGCGUUCAUUGCUUUUCCGCAGACACGAGGAGCUUCCACGAUUCCUCCGCAUUUUGUGCCGCCGCCACCUGCGCCGUCUGUUCAGUGGGCUGAAUAUGUCGCAUCCCCCGCCCAUAUAGGUAGUGGAGGCUAG
Messenger RNA from Peronospora farinosa, 660 nucleotides. The record is from the annotation of a GenBank genome assembly. Lineage: Eukaryota; Oomycota; Peronosporomycetes; Peronosporales; Peronosporaceae.